Messenger RNA from Ctenopharyngodon idella (grass carp), 4199 nucleotides. It is a transcript of the gene sox11a, whose product is annotated as SRY-box transcription factor 11a. The record is from RefSeq and is a predicted model, not a curated record. Gene Ontology annotation, molecular function: RNA polymerase II cis-regulatory region sequence-specific DNA binding; DNA-binding transcription activator activity, RNA polymerase II-specific. NCBI's taxonomy places the organism in Eukaryota, Metazoa, Chordata, Actinopteri, Cypriniformes, Xenocyprididae. Gene Ontology annotation, biological process: negative regulation of transcription by RNA polymerase II; neuron differentiation; anatomical structure morphogenesis.
GAUCAACCAACCUCCAUGUGGUGUAAUGUGUGCUAGUUUGGAUUAUUGAUAUGAUGUGGGAUGGUAAUGAUUAUUAUUAUUUUUAUUUUUUUUAAGUUUAGUUUAGCCUUGAACUUGCUUCUUAUUUCCUUAUACAUAAACCAUAAAACUGUGAUGGCAAUGUAUACCAAAUACCAACUGAACUAAAGUGAUGUGAUUUUAACACAUGUUAUCGAGCGGAAGUUAGUAAUGUCUAGGAACAAGCCCUGAUAAUUAAAAAUUUCAGCACUCUUUCAACUAAUUAAAUAGCAUCUAUUCUAUCCUAGAAUGAUUGUUUUAUUAAAAAGCUUUUCUUCCUAUAAAACCAUCCCAGAAGACUGAACAUUUCCCCUAAUUGAAGAAUCACCCACAUGCGAACACAGGAACAGUGUCCAAGCGCCACCUUCAGUAUUUUAUUAAGAGAGAGUCUGAAUGGUGAGAGAAAAGAGCUUUCCAUACACAAAUGUUUCCAUAACAUAAGACUCGCUCCUAUAGUCUCACAUCGUCAUAAAGGAUUCUGAAACAUUUGGUUUGUUUGGUUUCGCGUGUUUAUGUGUUGACACUCACAAUCCCGUUCAGUUUAUCUAGUGAUAUGCGUGUCUCGCACAGCGUGGGUCCAGACGGGAGCGCGUUAAGGGUUAAAAGCGCGCUGCAUGGAGUCUGUGGGGCGGAGAAGAGGGGUGUGAUUGGAGCGCUACCCAUGAUGUCAUGUACAUGAAAAAGCCAAGAAGUAGUUAAGAAGGCGGCUUGUAACUCUGGAAAGAGUGGGUGAACCUCUAAGGCGCAGAGAGCAGACGCACGCGGGUGAUAUUUUGGACUGACAACACACAGCAAAGGCACCAUGGUGCAGCAAACGGACAACAGCGAAACAGACAGCAUGUCCAGAGAAGCCACCGACUCCGACGAAAGUGAAUUCAUGGUCUCGAUAAACCCAGACUGGUGCAAGACCGCGACCGGACACAUAAAGCGACCGAUGAACGCGUUUAUGGUGUGGUCUAAAAUCGAGAGGAGAAAGAUCAUGGAACAAUCUCCAGACAUGCACAACGCCGAGAUUUCCAAACGCUUGGGGAAGCGCUGGAAAAUGCUGAAGGACAGCGAAAAGAUACCUUUCAUCAGGGAAGCCGAAAGACUCCGGUUGAAACACAUGGCUGAUUAUCCUGACUACAAAUACAGACCCAAGAAGAAACCAAAGCUGGACAGUUCCUCCAAACCCUCAGCACCAUCUCCAGAGAAGUCCUGCAACAAAAUGUCCAAGAGCUCCAAGAAAUGUCCCAAACUGAAAACGAACAAGACGGGGAGCAAAUCAUCUCACGGCUACGGAGAUGAGUACGCGUUUAAGAGCAUGAAAGUUUCAAAGACUGUCAUUAAAAGUGAAUUCACGGAUGAAGACGACGACAUCGACUCCGAGGAGGACUCUCGAGUCAGGGUGAAGGAGGAGGAAGAGGAUCCGAUCCGAGCCUACAACGUAGCAAAAGUUCCCGCCAGCCCAACUUUGAGCUCGUCUACGGAGUCCGAGGGCGCCAGCAUGUACGAGGAGGUCCGGAACAACAGACUCUUCUACAACUUCAAAAACAUCACCAAGCAGAGCACAAUGUACCCCGCAUCUGUCUCACCAGCAUCCUCUAGGUCAGUUUCCACGUCUUCCAGCUCUAGCGAAGACGCGGACGACUUGCUUUUUGACUUCAGUUUGAACUUCGCCUCCUCCGCGCAAAGCUCGGAGCUGGGCAACCCAAAUCCAGGGAAUCUCUCCCUCUCUCUGGUGGAUAAGGAGUUGGAGUCUUUUAGCGAGGGCAGCCUGGCUCCCACUUUGAAUUUCCAGACUAUUGCACGCCUGAGCUCAGCGAAAUGAUAGCUGGGGACUGGCUGGAAGCGAACUUUUCUGACUUGGUUUUUACAUACUAAAUAAAAGACAAGUCCCAAGUAAUAACACACGGGAGAGGUAUAAUGCUCUGUUCUGUACGUAUUUCUUUCCCCUGCCUUCUUCUGGUGGUCCACCUAUAGGGGAUUUGAUAAGGAGGCGAGUAUGGCAAGCCUUUUAAACAUUUAUUUCAUUAAACGAUUUAGUAUCUAUGCUCAUGUUAUUAGUAUCAAUUAUUUAAUUACGAGUAUGUUAUCCAAAUGUGACUAGUAUUUAUUUACCUUCUAGUUUCUAAUACGUAUUCAUGUUCUAUAGUCACUAUUUCAGUACUAACAUUUCUUACCUCACUUGUUACACUAGUUUAUGUGGCAUACGUAAUCAGAAUAGCUUCUUUAUAGUUCAAUUCAGAAUGCUACUAGUAACGGUUGAAAAUGCACAAGUUUCUGACAAAUAGGUACUAGUGUAUUUUCAAUGUUUUUUAAUACUAAAUAUUCACUAAAUAAAAAGUACUGUGCUUAAUAAUAAAUAAAAAAAACUAGUAGCAAAGGAAAAAGUAUUAGUAUGUAAUUGUAGUAGUUGUAAAAUUAAAAAAUAUAUAUAUAUAUACUAGUCACUAUUGGAUUACUUACUAGUAAUUAGAAAAAUAAGUACUACUAACAAAAAAUAGAUACUAGGUACUUUGAAGCAUUAAAUGUUAAAAUGGCUUGCCAUAGGCGGGGAGAGGUUUGAGGAAUUAGAUGCUCAUGAAGCUGGUACUGUAGCAAAAAAGAAAGUCUGCAGACGUUUUUUUUCUGGCAGCAUGACAGGGUUUUAUGGAUUUUUCUGUAGGUCUACAAUUACUGUUCAACUAAAGCGGACCACAAAGGGAAAAUCUGAGAACUUCUAUGCAUCUUAUACCCUCUUUCUAACUGCAGGGAGCUGAAAAUGUAAAGACUGUGGACUGACUCAAAGCAAAUCUGUGAACUAUUAUUGUUCAGGACGUUUCUUUCAAACGUUGUUUAGUCAUUUCUAAAUGCCGGAACUUUUUUCUUUUAAAAUCUUUUUUUUUUUUUUUUUUUUUUUUUUUUGAGAAACUGAUUCUGUUUACCUACUGGUUUGAAACUUAAGCAGCCUAAACCUCCUUAGAGUUGCAGGUGUUAGAGGAAGCAUUUUGAUACAUAACAGACCUCAUCUUUUUAAAAGAAAGCAAAAUAUUUUCAGGCAUAUUUUUGUACAGUUAAAAAGGGAAUGUUCUUACUGGGCACUCAGUGAGUUUCAGGCACUUCUUCCCUUUAUCAUUUGUGUUAAGCAUGCAAGGGAGUCCUGGUUUAAGGAUUAAGUUUAAAUUAAAACUUGCAUCAAAAAUGCCUUGUGAUUUUAAGCUAGGUUUUGUACAGCUGUAGAUCAAAUUUGUUGAGUAUUUGUAGAACAUAUGGCAUUGGGGAGGUGGGAGAUGCAUACCUCAGUGCUGGUAUUAGUUUCAAGAUUGUAUAUGUACUGUAAAAUAGUAAAGUUAGGAGUUUAUGUAUAUCAUACUCGUGAUAUGUGGAUGGGUCCCAAAUCGCAGGUGUGAGACUGGAUUUUUUUUUCUUUCUAAUGGCACAUACUGUUUCCCCUUCAUUUUUUUGUGCAAUAUAUUUACUUGUAAAUGCAGACCAUCUACAUUUUUUUUUUUUUUUUUUAUUAUUUGCAAUUUUUGUAGCAAAAUGAUGGACAGGCAGACUUUUGCUCUGUCAACAUCAUUAUUUGUCAUGAUGCUGAAGUCAUUGAUGAAUAAAGAAAUCAGCUGGAACUGAUCGUAACUGAAUAUGGUCACAUAGUGUGCUUUUCUGUGGAGAAAAACCCCCACCAUUUCUCUUUAAAAUGACCCACAAAAUUGGACAAUUCAUGUCCUGCAACCAAUUUGAAAAUGACUCACUUUUGAAAAUGUGCCAUAAUGGGCAAUUAAUGAAUGUCGGUGGUCUGGCUGAAGAAAAACCAAGAAAGCAAAAAAAAAAAAAAAAAAAAAAAAAAAAAAAGGUACAUUCCAUUUCCUCGUUUCAUAUGAUGAAACAGUUUAUUUUCAACUCAAGACUGCCGUCUUUUCUACUAAAAACAACAACUACAACAACAACAACCGUAAACCUGUAUUUUUGUUUCUUGCACUUAAACAUAUUUUGUUUAUUUUUAUGUGGGUCUUACAUAAAGUCUGUUUUGAUACAAGGUUUGGAAUAUGAUGGACUCUUUGCCAGGGAAUAUGGUGAAGUACAAGGCAGUCUAGCCUCACAUUCCAAAUGUAAACCUCUCUUCGACUCAUCUUUUAAUAAACAAAUACUUACCACCAUAAAAUCUCCUCUCAAUUUGU